AGGACUGCCUGAACUAUGUGGACAUGGGCCUGGUGGUGCUCUCCGUGUUCGAUGCUUGGAUCAAGCCCUUCAUUAACAUCGAGAGCAACCUGAUCCUAUUCCGUCUGCUGCGCCUGGUGCGGCUCCUGCGGCUGCUGAAGCUGCUGCAGGUCUUGCGCCGCUUCAGGAACCUGUGGCUGCUGGUGCAGGGCUUUGCAGAGUCGGUGAGCACUUUGCAGUGGGUCUUCCUCAUGCUAUGCCUUAUCAUGUACACCUUUGCGGUUUGCUUGCGCUUGGCCGUGGACUGCCGUGGCCACUUCGCGGAGUGGGCGGACUGCGACCAGUUCUUCGGCACCAUCCCGAAGACCAUGUACACGCUGGUCCAAGUGGUGACGUUGGAGUCUUGGAACAUGACGGUGGGCCGGCCUUUGGUGGAGCGUCAGCCCUUGCUCUUUGUGCUGCUCUUGCUGUACAUUUUCCUGACCACGUUUGGGCUGCUGAACAUCAUCGUGGGCGUCAUUGUGGAGAACACGCUGAACAUCGCCCAGUCAGACCAGGACCUACAAGAUCGGCGCAUGCAGCGCCAGAUCCUUGGGGAGCUGGAGUUUCUGAAGAGCGUCUUUGAGUCUGCGGACUCGGACGGGAGCGGCACCCUGGACCGGGAUGAGUUCGUGGAGAUCUGCCAGCGGCCGGAGGUGAAGACAGCGUUGCUUCGGAUGGAGGUUCCAGCAGAGCAGCCAGAAGAGUUGUUCGACAUCCUGGACGAGGAAGGCUCAGGCCAGAUCAACUUUCUGACUUUCACCGAGAGCGUGAAGAAGGUUCGCGGGGUGCCGUCCAACUUCGACAUGAAGAAUAUGAUGGUCUCGGUGUCCGACAUGCUGCGAAGACAAGGGCGCUUGCAGAAGCAGCACGACAGGACAAAGCAGAUCAUCUUGGCCGUCUUUGGCCGCAGCGCUGGCAACACGCAGCACGCCUCCGGCUUGCGCAGCAUGGGCAGUAUGGGCAGCAUGGGCAGCAUGGACAGCAGCACGGGCGCCGUGGGUCCUGAUUUGGAGGCAGCGGCAACCAUCGCCCGGCUACAGCUGGCUGUGAGGAGCAACAGCCACGACUCGGAGGAGCGCAAGGUCCAGGCCAGCUUCAGCAUCGAGAGCUUCGAGGAGCGGCAGGUGGGAGAGAGCCUGCAGGUGGAGGAGAUCCCCUCGCCACUCACCCCGCAGGUGGGAGAGAGCCUGGAGGUGGAGGAGAUCCCCUCGCCACUCACCCCGCAGGAGCGGCAGGUGGGAGAGAGCCUGGAGGUGGAGGAGAUCCCCUUGCCACUCACCCCGCAGGCCUUUGCCGAAACGGAGCCAGAGGCGCCAGCGGCGAUGGCGGCCUUCGAAGAGAGGGCAGAGGAGCGGCAAACGGAGGAGAGCCUGCUGGAGGUGGAGGAGCUUCCCUCGCCACUUCUCCCUGCGAAGGCGGCCUUCGCCGAAACGGAGCAGACGGAGACGAAGGCCUUUGCCGAAACGGAGAAGGCGGAGGAAGGAAGCCUGGAGGUGGAGGAGAUUCCCUUGCCACUCCCGCAGGCGGCCGUCAAAGCGGAGCCGGAGGCCGACGCAGAAGCGCAGUGAGGUCCCUUCUUUGCCCAAGGUCGGUCACUGCUUCCGCCAUCCCCGCUUCCCGUUUUUGCAAUAGGAUCGCGACUUCCAUUUCUUAGGGCCCGUUUGGGCCGUUUCACGGGCGGGUGGUGUCUCCAGCUCCGUGGUGAGUGAA
Messenger RNA from Effrenium voratum, 1731 nucleotides. The record is from the annotation of a GenBank genome assembly. NCBI's taxonomy places the organism in Eukaryota, Dinophyceae, Suessiales, Symbiodiniaceae.